Messenger RNA from Pelodiscus sinensis (Chinese soft-shelled turtle), 1146 nucleotides. Lineage: Eukaryota; Metazoa; Chordata; Testudines; Trionychidae. The record is from RefSeq and is a predicted model, not a curated record.
UGAAAGCCGCGCUCAGUAACAGACCCCCCGACCAUCCUCAUCAUCCGCCUUGUCGUGCAGGCCCGUAGGGAUCGCCACAAGAUAUUGGGGCCCUGUUGUGCUAGCUGCUGCACAAACACAUGCACCCCAAAAUAGGCAGAUAUGCAGUAACACGAAGCGGGCGUCCGGAAGCAGCUCACAUCAUCUGGAAGGGGCCUGAGCUCAGGCGCGUUUCCCAAGCAGCUGAUUGCUAUGGUAACUCAUGCUCAAGCAUGGGACAGCUCCAGGGAGAGACGCAUCAGUUAUCUCGCCCGGCCAAAAGUCAAUCAACAGAUCAUCUGCAACAAGGUCUCAGUGUACUGGACAGACAAACCGCCACCCAAGGCUCACAGGUUCACCGUCCCUGAAUCAACCCAAUGGACAAGUGCUAGGGCGGAGCAAACUUCCUUUUGCCCAAUGUCCCCCCCACUCAAGCGCUGCACCUUCCAGAAUCCAGUCGGGAAUGCCGUCCUGUCCCGCUGGCAAGCAGUCUUAACGCCAAGACAGGAAGAACUUUCUCGAUCCAAAAUGAUCUACCGAGGAUUUGAAGAAAACAGGUCCAUUCCAAUAUGGCCAGUGAGUGCCCCCUCCAAGCAUACUGUGGCUUCCCCCAGGGUGAAGGAGCUGGCACGUCCAAAACUGGUCAACAGUGCCUGGAAAAUCGACCGCCCUGUCUACACCACAGUGAGCAAAGGAGCGAGGACUGCUGUGACCCGAGAACGAACCAUUCAUCUGGCUAAACCAAAGAAACGGGACUUCUUAGCCAAGAUGGACGCCUCGUCCACACCUCCACGGAGCAUCGCACAACUCACCAGGACUGAACACUUAGCCCGGCCGAAAACGGAACACCCGUCCUGCCUCCCGGACAAACCAAUCCGGUGGCCUGUGUCCACGGGCGCCAGGAAUGCCGUCAUGUCGGCAAGGCUCUCGGAGCUCGCCCAACCCAAGGUCCGCAAGCAGAUCUUUGAGGGCUACAACCCGUACAGGAUCUCCGGUGCUGCCCUGCAUGCAGAAGCAAGUGUCCGUGUGCAGGAACUCAGCAUCCCUCAAAGAAUAAGAAAAAAGAGGUUGUAAGUUUUGGGCUGCCCUGCACUGACUUGGUCUGUCUUUGCAUGCACAUUAAAUGGU